ACAGGACGUCUAGUUACACGCAGAAGGACACAGACAUGCACCGCACGAACUAACAUGACAGAGAAGAUACUAAUUCACCUGUAAAACGCCGUUUAUUGAGUUCAGAUGUCUUUAAAAGCGGCAGCGGGUUGUGUGACUCGGAGGAUCCGGGCUCCGGUGCUCGGUCACGGAUUGUCAGCGGCAGAGAACCGGUGGUGCAGUUCCAAACAGGCAACAACACACCAGGACAAACCCCCAAAGACCUCUAACUUCAGACCAGCAGCAUCUUCUACCCACGACUGGAUCGGACCCCCGAACCCCCUGUCCAACCUACGACCCAUCAUUUAUCACAUCCCCGAAAACGAAACGGAGCUAGAGAAACGUCUGAGGCACCUGAGGCAGGACACGGAGGACUGGAACCACGACUUCUGGACCAAACAGAACGUCACCUUCAGCAAGGAAAAAGAUGCUUUCAUCUUCUCACAAUUGAAGGCAAAAGGGUUGUCAGUGCGUGAUGAACAAGGACGACGGCGUUCCCUGGACAGCGAAGAAAUGGCCGUGUUCUACAAAACCUUCCUGGACGAAAACAGAGUACGCCAUGCAGAUUACAACAAGGAAUGGUACCGACGUAACUUCACCAUCACUUUGCUCAUGGCCCGAGUCACUCUGCAUAAGAUGUGGAGGACAGUUACGGAUAAAUACAGCAGCAAGAAAACCAGCACUCCUCCCACCUGAUAAUCAAUAAAACGCUCACUCAUCCUGCCA
This is a messenger RNA of Sphaeramia orbicularis (orbiculate cardinalfish), 744 nucleotides long. It is a transcript of the gene coa8, whose product is annotated as cytochrome c oxidase assembly factor 8. The transcript is spliced from 5 exons. Gene Ontology annotation, biological process: intrinsic apoptotic signaling pathway. The coding region runs from base 106 to 714 and encodes 202 amino acids. Gene Ontology annotation, cellular component: mitochondrion. The record is from RefSeq and is a predicted model, not a curated record. Lineage: Eukaryota; Metazoa; Chordata; Actinopteri; Kurtiformes; Apogonidae.